Vitis vinifera (wine grape) is the source of this 2135-nucleotide messenger RNA. Its product is annotated as 3-dehydrosphinganine reductase TSC10A. Bases 178 to 1149 code for a protein of 323 amino acids. The transcript is spliced from 3 exons. Lineage: Eukaryota; Viridiplantae; Streptophyta; Magnoliopsida; Vitales; Vitaceae. Gene Ontology annotation, cellular component: endoplasmic reticulum membrane. Gene Ontology annotation, biological process: sphingolipid biosynthetic process. Gene Ontology annotation, molecular function: 3-dehydrosphinganine reductase activity. The record is from RefSeq and is a predicted model, not a curated record.
UUCUCUUCAACCGUAUUCUUUCUUUCUCUUCAUCGUUUUCCAUGAUAAAAUCGUUUCUUUUAACGACGAUAUUUUUCGAAGUUGGUGAGAAAAUCGUCUUGCUGAAACGAUUUCCUUUUAAGACGAUAUUUUGAUAAUAUCGUUUUAUUUGCAUCGCCUCACAGAGGAGCUGUAUCAAUGGCGGACCUCAGCCUGGCCCAGGUCUUCUUCGUCGUCAUCUUUAUCGUAAUCUUCCUUUUACUAGCCCUAAUCCUCAAACCUCAAUCUAUCAAGAUCCCAAUCAGGAACCGCCACGUGUUCAUCACUGGAGGAUCCAGCGGCAUCGGCCUCGCCCUCGCCCACCUGGCCGCUUCGGAGGGCGCUCGCGUCUCCAUCCUCGCUCGAAACGUGGAUAGGCUCCAGGAGGCUCGAGACUCUAUCCGCCUCUCCACCGGCAAUGAUGUCGCCGUUUUCCCCGCCGAUGUCCGCGACCCCGACGCCGUCCUCCGCGCCAUCGAAGAGGCUGGCCCCGUCGAUGUGCUGAUCUGCAAUCAAGGAGUGUUUGUGCCGCGAGAACUGGAGAAACAGGAAUUGGAGGAGGUUAAGUUCAUGAUCGAUGUGAAUCUGAUGGGAACAUUUCAUUUGAUUAAGGCUGCUUUGCCGGGGAUGAAGAAUCGGAAAAGCCGUGAACCGGCGUCGAUCGCCAUUAUAUCGUCGCAGGCCGGUCAGGUGGGCAUUUAUGGUUACACAGCGUACUCGGCUAGCAAGUUUGGCCUCCGGGGAUUGGCAGAAGCAUUGCAACAGGAGGUCAUCGCACACAACAUUCUUGUCUCACUUAUAUUUCCUCCAGAUACAGACACUCCUGGGUUUGAGCAAGAGACCAAGAUGAGACCUCAGCUUACCGGUAUUAUUGCGGCCUCCUCUGGAACAGUGAAAGCUGAUGAAGUUGCCAAGAAAACUUUGAAUGGGAUCAAAUCUGGUAGUUUUAUUGUCCCUUGCAACUUUGACGGACUCUUACUGGCCAUUGCAACAGCUGGUUUAUCUCCUCAAAGAUCAGUACUGAUGGCUUUAUGUGAGGUGUUUGCCGCUGGUCCAACCCGUUUUAUAGGUCUAUGUAUCCAAUGGGGCUGGUAUAGAAGCAUAAAGAGGUGGUAUGCGCAAAAUAAUUAGUAAGUUCUCCAUAAGCUGACCAUUUAACACUAUAAGAUACGUUUCCUCUUGUUUCAUCGGUUGCAGUGACCGGUUUGAGCCAUUUCUUUUGAAUGUUCAAAUCAGUGAAAGUGUGAACGUUUGGUUAGUAAUCUAACAUGUAGAUGUUCUUCCAUAUUGCAUGGUACACAUAAUCAGUUAAACUAUUUGUUAUAUAAUUGUGCAAAUCUUUUACUCAGUUCACAUUUCUGUUGUGUUCACUAAUUCCUGGAACUUCUGUUUCUGUUCUAAAUCAUGAAAUGGUUCCUAUUCUCUCUAUAUUCGAGUCAUACUAAAUAUUUAGCCGGGCUUCUUUAAAAAAUGGGAAGUGAAGUGGUCACAACAUUCUGUUUCCUUUCUUCAAACAAGUGUGAAGUUGAACAUAUCUUAAGAGUUCUAUGCCUUCUAUGUGGUUGGACUCAAAACCAUAAGACAUUUGAUUUAUACAUCUAAAAGGUACCAUCAAAGUAAAUAUAUGUCAUCCUUUCAAAGCAAUUUUAAAUGGUACAAAAGUUUGCUGUAGAUGCAAAGUUCUAUUUGUAUUCACUUUUACUUGGCAAUUGUAGAGCCUGUGGCCCUUUCACACUUUCUCUUUAUAUGUUUGUUCGCGUAGCUUGAAUUUAACUUGAAUUUUCUAGUGCUUGAAGAGUAAAAAUUCCUUGUUGCUCACUUGGGCUGAAAUUUAUUAUUGUUUACAGAUAUUAGGGACCUGGAAGUUCUUGAUGGAAGCUGCUUGCAGUGAUCAUUGAGGAUUCUUUGUCUUGAAAGAAGCUGCAAGCUGAAAUUUUUCCUACACGCCCUUUUUUCUUCUCCAGUAACAGUUGUAUGUUGAGGCUCAAAUCUCAUUUUGUAUUUUUAAAUUAAUAAGGUUGUCUCAGUACUGAAAAUCGAGGGAACUGAAAUCAUUCUGCUGAUGAGAAACUGUUCACAUUCUAAUUGAUAUUUUGAUCAAAAUCUUCAGUAGUAAA